AUGGCUUACAGCAUCUGGGAAAUUCCUCUUCAGACGACAAACUUCAACAUCGUAGUUGCUGUAUUGGGCGGCUUCAUCUCUCUGUUUGGUCUUGUCUCGUACCUCCUCAAAGAGAACUACUACCUCUCCGAAGCCCUCAUCUCACUCUUAGCAGGCGUCGCCUUUGGACCAAAUGGUGCCAACUUCAUCCGGCCGGAAGACUAUGCUAGCUGCAAUGUUCUUUCGAGGGAGGCUUGUGAAACAGAUCUCAGUGCUAUAACGCUCAACUUUUCACGCCUGGUUCUCGGUGUCCAGCUUGUUCUCGCGGGCGUGCAGCUCCCGAGCAAGUAUCUUGUAAAAGAAUGGAAGUCGAUUUCUCUUCUCCUCGGCCCGGGAAUGACGUCUAUGUGGUUGGCUACCAGUGUUCUCGUGUGGGCAUUGGCAGGCCAGCCUCCAUUUCUUCACGCCCUCGCUAUCGGAUCUUGCGUGACCCCUACAGACCCUGUGCUCAGCGCUGUGAUCGUCAAGGGCAAAUUCGCAGACCACAACAUCCCACAGGAUCUUCAGUACCUAAUUACGGCUGAAUCAGGCGCCAAUGACGGCCUCGGAUAUCCGUUUCUGUUCCUAGCUUUGUAUCUCAUCAAGUUCACAGGCGCAGGUGCGACGUCGGGGGGAGCCGGCGAUGCCAUGGGUCUCUGGUUCGGUAUGACAUGGGGCUACACCAUCAUUCUCAGCGUGAUAUAUGGCGCUGUGGUGGGCUGGGUUGGCAAAGAGAUGCUUCACUUUGCCGAGAAGCGCAACUACGUUGAUCGCGAGAGUUUUCUCGUGUUUGCCAUCGCGCUUGCGCUGUUCGUCCUGGGAACAUGCGGUAUGGUCGGCACAGAUGAUGUGCUCGCAUGCUUCAUCGCAGGCAAUGUAUUCACAUGGGAUGACUGGUUCCGACUCGAGACCAAAGAUGAUUCACUGCAGCCGACCAUCGAUAUGCUCCUCAACGUGACUAUCUUCCUGUGGUACGGCGCUUACAUCCCCUGGAGCGACUUUAACACCACGACUGUCAUUUCCAUUGAGCGUCUUGUGGCUUUGGGUAUCUGCGUUCUUCUCUUGAGGAGACUUCCCUGGGUAUUCGCAAUGCACAAGUGGAUUCGCCAGAUUGAAGAGGUUAAGCAGGCCGUCUUUGUCGGCUUCUUUGGACCGAUUGGCGUAUCGGCUAUCUUCUACCUUUUCAUCACCGUCGAGUUUAUUGAGACGCAUCUAAGCGAUGAAGACGGUCGCCCGAGAAGUGAUGUCAAGGAUUUGGCCGAGCAGACGCGCAUAAUAGUCUGGUUCCUGACUGUUUGCAGUAUUAUUGUUCAUGGUUUGAGUAUCCCAGUUGGAAAACUAGGAUACUUUGUCCCCAGGACAUUGAGUCAAGCGGUUAGUGACAGUGUGAUCAACGCUCCAGAUGAUUCGCUCCGACGAAGAAUCCCAUUCGUUGGGAAGUACUUUGGUCGCAACAACGAUCGCAGACCGAGUGGACCAAUUGUUAUUACUGGUGGCCGAAGUCUUCGUGCUGAGCCACACGCACCUGCACACGCUGGUGAUGAGACGCCGCCUGUCAGAAGAGAGAUUCGAUUUGGCGAUGAAGUGUGA
Messenger RNA from Fusarium graminearum PH-1, 1608 nucleotides. RefSeq lists its product as uncharacterized. The transcript is spliced from 3 exons. The coding region runs from base 1 to 1608 and encodes 535 amino acids. NCBI's taxonomy places the organism in Eukaryota, Fungi, Ascomycota, Sordariomycetes, Hypocreales, Nectriaceae. The record is from RefSeq and is a predicted model, not a curated record. Gene Ontology annotation, biological process: sodium ion export across plasma membrane; proton export across plasma membrane; regulation of membrane potential. Gene Ontology annotation, molecular function: sodium:proton antiporter activity. Gene Ontology annotation, cellular component: plasma membrane.